AAAACUAGACGCACAGGAGCAGUUUGAGCGGCAAAGCCUGGCUCCCACAAGCAACAUGAGCGGCCGAGUCGGGGACCUGAGCCCCCAGCAACAGGAGGCACUGGCCAGGUUCCGGGACAGCCUCCAGGACCUGCUGCCCACCUUGCCCAAGGCUGAUGAUUACUUCCUCCUGCGCUGGCUGCGAGCUCAGAAGUUUGACCUGAAGAAAUCUGAGAACAUGAUCCGGAAGCACCUGGAGUUCCGGAAGCAACAGGACCUGGAAAAUAUCCUUGAGUGGCAGCCCUCAGAAGUAAGCCUCACGAAGCAUCCCCCAGGCCAUCUGGUGAUCAAGCUGUACGACUCAGGCAGUCUGUGUGGCUACGACUAUGAUGGCUGCCCCCUGUGGUUCGAAAUCAUUGGUAACAGUGACCCGAAGGGCCUCCUUCUGUCAGCAUCCAAGCAGGAGCUCAUCCGGAACCGUAUCAAGAUCUGUGAGAUGAUUUCGCGUGAGUGUGAGCUGCAGAGCCAGAAGCUGGGCAGGAAGAUAGAGACAAUGGUAAUGGUGGCUGACAUGCAGGGGCUGAGCCUGAAACACCUGUGGAAGCCAGCCAUGGACGUCUACCAGCAGUUUUUUGUCCUCCUGGAUGCAAAUUAUCCCGAGACGGUGAAGCAUUUAAUUGUUAUUCGAGCCCCUAAGCUGUUCCCUGUGGCCUUCAACUUGGUCAAGCCAUUCAUAAGUGAGGAGACUCGAAAGAAGAUAGUGAUUCUGGGAGGCAACUGGAAGCAGGAGCUGCUGAAGUUCAUCAGCCCCGACCAGCUGCCCAUGGAGUAUGGGGGGACCAUGACCGACCCUGAUGGCAAUCCCAAGUGCCUGACCAAGAUCAACCACGGAGGCGAGGUGCCCAAGAAGUACUACUUGCAAAACCAGGUGAGGAUGCAGUACGAUCACACGGUGACCAUUGGCCGUGGCUCCUCCCUGCAGGUGGACAAUGAGAUCCUGUUCCCGGGCUGUGUGCUCAGGUGGCAGUUUGCAUCAGAUGGGUCAGACAUCGGUUUUGGAGUUUUCCUGAAGACCAAGAAAGGACAGAAGCAGCGAGUGGAGGAGAUGACGGAGGUGCUGCCCAGCCAGCGCUACAACGCCCACCUGGUGCCCGAGGACGGCAGCCUCACCUGCCUCAAGGCUGGCAUCUAUGUCCUGCGCUUUGACAACACCUACAGCCUGAUGCACUCUAAGAAGGUCAGCUACACCGUGGAGGUGCUGCUCCCUGACAAGGCCUCCCAGGAGAAGCUUUGGGCUCUCGAGGAGACAGGACCGCCCCCAGCACAAUGAAGAAAGACCCUGGGUGUGCCUCUGUGCCUGUGCCCUCCAACCCCCUUGUCCCCCCACUCCCUGUCCCCUACCCUCCCAGGCAGGGUGGUGCUGGAGGUGAGUGCAGAGAGUACUCACCCUACAUGGCCAUCUCAACUCCUCACGGGACCACCUGGCACAGUGGCCAAGCAGGAAGGGGACACCCAGUGGACUCAGAUGAGCAUCUUAUCCCCUGCUUGGAAAGACUGCGAACGAGAACCCCAAGAAAGAACCUGCCUGCAGAAGGGGCCCUGAGUCUGCUUGACAAGGUCCAUCUGUCUCAGGGCUCAGCCACGCCUGGCAUCCAGGUUUG
This is a messenger RNA of Artibeus jamaicensis (Jamaican fruit-eating bat), 1640 nucleotides long. Its product is annotated as SEC14-like protein 4. The transcript is spliced from 12 exons. NCBI's taxonomy places the organism in Eukaryota, Metazoa, Chordata, Mammalia, Chiroptera, Phyllostomidae. The record is from RefSeq and is a predicted model, not a curated record. Bases 56 to 1309 code for a protein of 417 amino acids. Gene Ontology annotation, cellular component: cytoplasm.